This is a messenger RNA of Pseudocercospora fijiensis CIRAD86, 773 nucleotides long. RefSeq lists its product as uncharacterized. The record is from RefSeq and is a predicted model, not a curated record. The transcript has a single exon. NCBI's taxonomy places the organism in Eukaryota, Fungi, Ascomycota, Dothideomycetes, Mycosphaerellales, Mycosphaerellaceae. Bases 96 to 635 code for a protein of 179 amino acids.
AUGGUGAUUACGACCGUGGGCACGAGCAGAUACAGAAUGCCUUUGAUGAAGGCCACCCUAGAUCUAGAGACAUAUGGCCGAGACACGUUGGCGUCAUGAGAUGCCAAACCGAUCUCCCAGCUUGUCAGAGGUCGAUUGCCGAGCAAAGCAAAGACCCAUUGAAGUCGCGGCCAGAGAUUGGAAGGAUAUGGUUCUUUGACGACAUUGCCCAGAUCCUGCCUGUGCUCGUUCGCCUCGCUUUGAAGGUCAAUCACCAGUCUUCUGAAGUCUUUCCUAGGAUCCUUGAAUACCAGGAAGAAGAAGCUCCACCAUACCGUAUCAACACUGAUGACGUCUACACCUCUCAUCGCAAUCCAAGCAUGAAUGGUCGAGCCAAGGAUGACCGGCAUUGCAAGGAUCGCGAGACCAUUAUGAGAGAUAAUAGAUGGCGGGACCAGGAGGCAUAUCGGAAGCAGGAGCUGAGGGACGAAGUACGAAAUGCUUUGUGGUCCAGGGACGAUGGUGUUUACGAGCUCCAGAUAGGCUGGGAAGAAGGAGGUCUGAAAAGCGUGCCAGCUGCUGAACGAGAACAUCGACCUAGCUGUAAGCCCUGGAUCCGAUGUUUGCCCGUGGAUUUGAUCAGUCUAGCGGUAUGAUCAAGAUGAUUCUUCUCGUAUCGUCCGACGUCCAUGACGCUGACGGUCUGACUCCACGAACGCUGUUUCCGGCAUCCGGCAGCAAGGUCUCCAGACGAUGCCGAGCAGAAUCAUCCGUACAAUAAAUUCAAUCCUUCA